GCAAGCGAGUAAACGAUGUCCUUUAUGGGGUUCCGUAGUUAUUUUAUGAUGAGCAACUUUCACAUUGUCAGUUAUGAGCGAUAUACAUUUGCAGAUUGAGAGAAGUUAAUGUAACGAGUCUAAUUAUUUAACCAGUUUCUCCUCCAGAGCAGAGAUGAGUGAUAUCCGGCAUGCAUUGCUGCGGCGUGAUCCGCUGAGCGCGGCUAAAGAGGUUCUGUAUCAUCUGGACAUCUCACUGGGCAGCGCCCUGCAGAGCUCCACGGGCCCCACGCCUGGACUAGAGAAGAGCACGGUGGAUCUGGUGGAGGAGUUCAUCUUUCACGUCUCUAAAGACAGGAACAUCCAGCCUAAGAGAAUGAGCUGCGUUCAGGAAUUGCAGCUGCUGGAGAUCAUGUGCAGUUACUUCCAGGAACAGAGCAAAGACGCAAUCCGACAGAUCAUUUUCUCUGCCCUCUUCAGUCUUCAAGGCAACAAGGCUGAUGAGAGCCGCAUGGCCAUGCUUGGGAAGCUAGUUUCAAUGGCCAUAGCCGUGUGCCGGGUGCCCAUACUAGAAUGUGCAGCUACUUGGCUACAGCGCACACACUCUGCGUGGUGUGUGCGUUUGGCUCAGGUGCUGAUGGAUGAUUACUGCACACUGGUGCCAUGUGCCAUCUCUACCCUGCAAAACAUCUGUUCAGCCAGUCCUCGCUUUUGUUGUCAGCUCAUCACCGCAAUAACGGCUCUUUACGACUUCUCCUCAGAUGAGUUGACUCCGCCCCCUGCGCUCUUGGAGAUGCUGGUUGGUUGGAUCACAGAAGAUCCCAGACUGCUGCUCCUCACCUUUAUCAACACGCCCCUAAACUCCAGCCUGCCAUUAGGCUGCCUUGAGAUCACGCCUCUUUUGGGUCUGCUCCGGUGGUGCGUGAAAGCUCCGUUAGCCUAUCAGAGAGGCCGCAAGUCAGCUUUGACCAAUGGCCAUGGAGAAAAUGAAAAAGGCACAGCAUACGAAGAGCUGUACUCUAAAUUACACUUGAGCGUUCUUCAAGUCUUUCUAAUGCUGCAGGUCCACCUGACGGAACAGAAUUUGAUUGGUCGACUGGCUGUGCUUCCUGUGGAGUCUGUUGCCACGCUGGUAGAGGAAGUCAGCCGUCUGUGCGAGAAGCUCAUGUCCCUCCCUGCUGCCAAUCAUAUCCAGCUAGCACUGGAUAGGCUGGCGCAAGCUCUUCAGGUCGCCAUGGCAACAGGAGCUCUUCUGUGUGCCAGAGAGGACCUACGGACUCUGUGCUCCAGACUUCCCCACAACAAUCCAUUGGUGCUUUUCCACUGUGUGGCAUGGCAUGGCGCAAUUCAGGAAAGCUCACUUUUCGUGGGUUUUCCACUGCAUACAGUACUUGCUCGUGAUCCAGUAGUGCAGCCUCCACCUCACAGCGGACCCUUCCAGCCCAACAUGUACCCGCACAUCCACCCGGGUCGGUCCUCCACUCUUUCUCCCCACAGCCCGCACCAGUCGGCCCUCCCCUCCCCACACAGCCCACACCCCGUACUGUCGGCGCACCCCACACACCCAGCGCUGUCCCCACAUCGCCCGCUAACGGCCCACGCCGCACACCCUUCUCUCUCUCCACACGCCUUCCAUCCUGCUGCCAUGUCCUUUCCGUACCGGCCCAUUCGUUAACCAGCAAUACAGGACUUUUGGACUACUUUGCUUCUUCUUGGGAUGAGAACAAACAAUUUUUGUUAUAUUUUAUAUUAGAUCUUCAAAACGUUUGGCUUGGUCCGGUUACAUGGUCUUGUGUAUCAUAAAUUGGGAUAUGCUUUGUAUAAUUUUAGGUUUGAUAAUGGACUUUAAAAAGAGCUUGUACAGAUUAAGUGUUUCAGGUAAAAAAAAAGGAAAAAAGCAGUCAUACCUUUUAAACAAUAAUAUUGUACAAACCUUGAAAUAUAUUUUUGGAAAAGC
Molecule: messenger RNA, 1936 nt
Organism: Puntigrus tetrazona (Sumatra barb)
Lineage: Eukaryota; Metazoa; Chordata; Actinopteri; Cypriniformes; Cyprinidae
Gene: ints15
Product: chromosome 1 C7orf26 homolog
Exons: 9
Coding region: 155-1654 (499 amino acids)
Source: RefSeq, a predicted model, not a curated record